UUUCUAUCAAGAGAAAGUGAUUACUACUCCAAAUGGAAAGCCAACAAACGCAGCUUUUCUGCAAGCUACUUUCUCAAACAGAUAUCAAUGUGAGGCUUUCAGUUCCGAUGGAAAGUUUUGGUGCCUUUGAGUUUGCAGAGGGUGAAUUCAAGGUAGAUUUCAAAGCCAUAGACAUCGAGGAGAAGCCAUGGAGGUUUCGCCUCUCCAAAAGGGAGAAUGAUGUCCACCCCAAACCGGUGCUGUCCGCUGGAUGGCGUGCUUAUGUUCAGAAAAAGCGUCUUCGGAAAGGUGAUAAGCUCCUUCUCCACGUUGAACGUAAAGAGAAGGAAAAGAGAUACCGAAUUCGAGCGCUGAGAAAAGCCUUCACGCUUUGGGGAUCGGACAUUUGGGUCGACGUAGAGAAGUCAAAGAAAGAUGUCUAGGGAGUUCCGCCCAUGAAAGUUCUUUGACGGGAUUAGAAGGUUCUACUACAUACCUCAUGAUUCUGCUUUUUCUGUUAAUUAGAAAAUAAUACAGUGUAUAAUAUUUAGAGUCUGGGAUGGAAUCAUCGGAUCAUGGGAUCUAAUUAAUAAUCAUGAAAAUAUAUGUCUAGCUAGCUUAGUUUAGUUAAAACAGUGUACGGCUUUCUUAAAGUUUGUUUUUUCUAAUUUAUUGGUAUUGUGCUCAACUGGUUGAAUCUACACUAUGUAUAUAUCUGCACUGUAGUUUUUACAUUAAAAAUGAAUGUUGAAAUGAAACAGCCUCUUGUGUUUCUGUGGAAGAAUCAGAUGAUGCUCAGAAUAUUAAAAUAUAUGUGAUCGUUUUCA
Messenger RNA from Rubroshorea leprosula, 806 nucleotides. The record is from the annotation of a GenBank genome assembly. Lineage: Eukaryota; Viridiplantae; Streptophyta; Magnoliopsida; Malvales; Dipterocarpaceae.